Molecule: messenger RNA, 1436 nt
Organism: Drosophila guanche
Lineage: Eukaryota; Metazoa; Arthropoda; Insecta; Diptera; Drosophilidae
Product: zinc metalloproteinase nas-14
Exons: 5
Coding region: 388-1368 (326 amino acids)
Biological process (GO): proteolysis
Molecular function (GO): zinc ion binding; metalloendopeptidase activity
Source: RefSeq, a predicted model, not a curated record
GCUCCGUGCUGUCCCUUCAGUCUGUCCAUCGAUCUGUGGCAUGAGGCAGCUGGCUGUCUCUCUCUCUCUCUCUCUGUGUGUGUGCUAUUUUCAUAUGCGCACAUUGUUGCCACUGAUAACCCAGUAUCCCAGUUAAAUUGUUAAAUCCAAAGCCGUAAAUGUGCGCCCAAUUUGAAUACGCGCCGAAAGAGAGAGCAAAACGAAAAACGAAAAACAAAAAACGAGACGGUGACAAUAAAUCCGUUAUGCAUAAAUGCCAGGCCCACGCUCAAGCCCCGAAGCGUAAGUACUCCCACUUUCAGUUGAAACUUUUUUGUGGGCUCCCCCCCCAGUGGCGACAUAUAAAAGCGGCGACACGGCCCAGCCGGCGUUUCUUUUGGCCAGACAAUGCCGAGAAGGAGAAGUGCGCUUAUCACAGACAGCUGCCAGCUGCUGACAGUCAUGGCGCUGACCCUGGCGCUGGUCAGCACUCAGCGCAGCGACGUUGCGGUAAGAAAAGCGAACAGCAACAACGAUGUGGCAGUGCCACCCGCGCCGCGCUGGGGCGCCAAUAUGCAAAUGCUGCGACGUCACAAUAGUGCGGCCUUCAAUUUCUGGACGGAGGAGAGCGACACAAACAUUUGGGAGCAUUGCGGACUCUUCGAGGGUGACAUUAUGCUGCAUCGCGAGCUGCUGCGCAAUGGAUUGCUGAACGAGAGAUCGACCUGGCCGGAGGCAUCGAUACCCUUUUACAUUGAUCCGCAGGAUUUCACUGCCAACGAGACAAUGACCAUAUUGCGUGGCUUCAAGGAGUACCACGAGCGGACCUGCAUACGCUUCCGGCCGUAUGUGCAGGGCGACAAGCACUGGCUGAUGAUCAAGGGCAACUACUCGGGCUGCUGGUCGAGCGUGGGCCGGCGGCAGGGCGGCCAGGUGCUCAACCUGAACACGCCCAAGUGCGUGACGCAUGGCGUUGUGGUGCACGAGCUGCUGCAUGCCCUGGGCUUCUAUCAUCAGCAGAGCGCCACGGAGCGCGACGAGUACGUGAAGAUCAACUGGGACAACAUACUCGAUGGACACGCGCACAACUUCAACAAGUAUGCGCGCACGCACAUAACGAACUUUGGCGUGGAGUACGACUAUCAGAGCGUCAUGCAUUACAGCUCCAGGGCGUUCAGCAAGAAUGGCAAGGCAACCAUUGAGCCGUUGGAUCCGUACGCCUCGCUGGGCCAGCGACGCGGCCUCUCCGACAAGGACAUCUCGAAGCUUAACGAAAUGUACGAGCAGGACUGCAACGAGGACUCGCUGCUCAAUUUCGACCGCUUCGGGGGCUACAUCGACGAACUGCUCGACUACCUGCAGGGCAAUCUGCAGGAUCUGUUCGGCUAGCGGCGCUGUCGCUGUCGCUGCCACCGAUUGAUGCGAAUAAAGCGGUGGGCUGCUAGGCCACAAAGAAA